Cucumis sativus (cucumber) is the source of this 938-nucleotide messenger RNA. RefSeq names its product NDR1/HIN1-like protein 10. NCBI's taxonomy places the organism in Eukaryota, Viridiplantae, Streptophyta, Magnoliopsida, Cucurbitales, Cucurbitaceae. Gene Ontology annotation, biological process: defense response to other organism. The transcript has a single exon. The record is from RefSeq and is a predicted model, not a curated record. Bases 99 to 761 code for a protein of 220 amino acids.
AAUCAAAACUAUCAUCCAAUCCAAUACUCUCUCUCUUCACCAAAUUAUUUUCGUAUACAUAUUCACUCUAAUUUAAUCCCUUCAAAUUCUCAUAUAUCAUGAUGGCUGACAGACAGCCCCAUUUAAACAGCAACUUCUAUGGCCCCGCCGUGCCUCCUCCGUCAAAAUCACGCCGUGGCCGCCGCAUUCUAUGUACCAUUUUGAUGGUGGCAAUUGGGCUCAUUGUAGGGGCUGGUAUUCUAUUAUUGAUAUUAGGACUUGUAUACAGUCCACACAAGUUGGUGUUCAAUGUGAGCAGUGCUAGACUCACCCAAUUCAACUUGACAACAACAUCUUCCAAUCAACUCCAUUACUCAUUGGCUCUUAACGUCACCAUUCGAAACCCCAACAAACGCUACCGUGUUUACUAUGACUACAACGAAAUGGCCGUUCUUUAUAAAAACCAAAGGCUUGCUACUCAAUGGCUUCCCUCGUUCUUCCAAGAAACCAAAUCCACCGUGGUCGUCAGCCCCAACAACUUCGACGGUCAGAAGCUCAUGUUUCUCACCAGUGAUGAACAUGUCGAGUUCAAUGCCGAGAAAGCUAAUGGGAUAUAUUCAAUUGAUGUGAAGUUCUUUUUCCGUUUAAGGAUGAAAUCCGGUCAAGUGGUGUUGAAAUUCAAGCCUAAGGUGUAUUGUGGAUUGAAGGUUCCGUUGGGUAGCGACAUCGACCCUAAAUCUAUCUCUUUAUUUUCCAACACUGAUUGUGAUUUCAGUUUCUGAUUCAUUUAUUUGGUUCCUUAUGUAUUCUAUUGUAGGUGUAUUGCUGUUUUUUUCCCUUAAAAUCUUAUUUUGUUUUGAAUUUUUUAUUUGUAUUUUUUUUAAUACAAAAUAAAUAAUGUGGGUGAAAAGUUUGUAGCUAUGAAUAAAAAGCAAAUGUUCUAAUAGUUAUAAUUUUAA